GUCCGCCCUUACUUCAUGCUUUACCAAACUCACAAUCCUCAUUUCUUCCCAUUUCACACCUUUGCUUCCAUUUCUCUCCCUGCAGCCAACACAAACUCUCUGUUAUCUUCUUCUUCUGUUGAGGAAAUGGAAUGCGUUGAAGCUGCUUUGGAGACUAGUUUAAGGAAGGAAAUUGCCCGAAAAUCCAACCCACAAGCCGUUUCGGAUGAUUUCUUGGCAAUCAAUACCCAAAAUGUUGAAGAUGACUUUGUUAACGGCUUCUUUGACUUCUCAAAAGACGACGGUUUUAAUGGAGAAGCAGAGCCCCAAGAGAAAAACUCCAACAACUAUGUGGCACCAAAGCAAGAUGAACAAGUCGGUGAGAACGACUUGGAACCAAUUAUCAAUUUUGAAGAUUUUGGCCCCGUACCAGGCGAACUCGUCCUCCCGGCUCAUGAUGUCGAAAACCUUGAAUGGUUGUCUCAUUUUGUGGAGGAUUCUUUCAAGGAGCACUCUACACCGUUUUCCGGCGAAACUUCAUCGGUGAAAGGGAAUGAAAAAGUUGGUGAAACAAAACCACCGGUUUUGACAAAUACUCAUGUCAAUGCUCCGAUUCCAGCCAAGGCAAGAAGAAGCAAACGUGUAAGGGCUGGAGUACGAGGUUGGUCAGUUGGGUCACCUGCUUCAUCGGACAGUUCUUCAAUUUCGUCUUCUGGUUCUUCAGGCCUUUCAAGCCGUUGGCUUUUUUACUCUAACGCUAGUUCAUUUUCCAGGCCUCGAGCAAUUGAUAAACCCAAAAAGCACAAGAAAAAAUCUGUAACUAGGAUGGUUUCCAAUGGACCUGGCAUCGCUGGGACUGAGCUCUUCUUCGUACGGAGGUGCUGCCAUUGCGGUGUCCUGAAGACACCACAGUGGAGGACCGGGCCGCUUGGAGCCAAGAGUCUCUGCAACGCCUGUGGGGUCCGUUACAAGUCGGGCCGGCUCUUACCCGAAUACAGGCCAGCUUGUAGCCCGACCUUUUCAAGUGACAAGCACUCGAACCAUCAUCGUAAAGUACUGGAGAUGCGACGCAAGAAGGGACUGCCGGGUCAACUUGAACCCGGUUUUUCUCAUGUUUCUGUGCGUACCUAUUGAAGGAUUAAGCGGGUGCACCAACCCAAAAAAAAAAAAAAAAAAAAAAAGGCCUUAAGUAUUUAGAAUAAUUAAAAUUUUGUACCCGGUUUAGUUAAUGUAGUUCCUAGUAGGUCCAUUUGGAAUUGGUGUAUAUUUUAUCGUGGUGGGUGUGGUAGUUUCCCUGGGAUGUUUCUUAUUAGGAAGACUUUAAAUAUGUACUAAUUUGUCUUUUUAAUCUUGUUUAAAUUUAAACGUUUACAUA
Molecule: messenger RNA, 1354 nt
Organism: Pistacia vera
Lineage: Eukaryota; Viridiplantae; Streptophyta; Magnoliopsida; Sapindales; Anacardiaceae
Product: GATA transcription factor 5-like
Exons: 3
Coding region: 16-1113 (365 amino acids)
Biological process (GO): regulation of DNA-templated transcription
Molecular function (GO): zinc ion binding; sequence-specific DNA binding
Source: RefSeq, a predicted model, not a curated record